Messenger RNA from Cucurbita maxima (winter squash), 1243 nucleotides. RefSeq names its product SNF1-related protein kinase regulatory subunit beta-1. Gene Ontology annotation, molecular function: protein binding. The record is from RefSeq and is a predicted model, not a curated record. The coding region runs from base 195 to 1052 and encodes 285 amino acids. NCBI's taxonomy places the organism in Eukaryota, Viridiplantae, Streptophyta, Magnoliopsida, Cucurbitales, Cucurbitaceae. The transcript is spliced from 4 exons.
UCUUCUUCUGCUUCUGCUUCCCGAAAUCAACGAACGAACACUCACAUAAUCCAAAUUAGGGGUUGGAUUGGGAAUCCAAAUUUCCAUCCAAUUGGCCCUCUUAUUGAUCCAGUAAUUUCAAAGCGUUUGAAUGUUGAUUACGACACGAUCCUCUGUCGGUUGGAAUUCCGCGACUCGUUUCGUUUUUUAGGUUGAUGGGAAAUGCCAAUGGUCGAGAGGAGAGUUCUCCCGGCGGUGGUGGAGGAGCGGUAGCCGACGCCGGUGGACAAGGUCCGGUGAUUGGCAGUUCGUUGGUUAGUGAAACGAGCAACGUCGUUUCUUCAGAUUCGAUGGUAAAUACUCCUCCUGGUAGCCCUGGGAACCUCCGAUCCCCUAUCUUGUUCGCUCCACAGGUUCCUGUAGCUCCCUUGCAAGGAGGUAAUGGUCCAACCCAUUACAAUGAAGCUUGGCAGAACGAGUUCCAUGAAACUGUAGAUAAUCCUCCAGAGCAAGGGAUCCCGACGAUUAUUACGUGGAGCUACGGUGGCGGCAGCGUGGCUAUUGAGGGGUCUUGGGACAACUGGGCAUCCAGGAAGAUCCUGCAGAGGACUGGUAAAGAUUUUUCGAUACUUAUCGUUCUUCCAUCUGGAGUAUAUCAUUACAAGUUCAUCGUCGAUGGUCAAAAGAGAUAUAUUCCAGAUCUUCCUCACAUAGCUGAUGAGAUGGGCAAUGUCUUUAAUCUUCUCAAUGUUUCUGAUAGCGCGCCUGAUAUUCUACAGAGCUUGGCCGAGUUUGAGGCUCCACCAUCACCGGAGACAACUUACAGCCAGGUGUUCCCUAGCGAGGAAGACUUCGCCAAGGAGCCAGCAGCCGUGCCAUCGCAGCUGCACCUCACGGUUCUAGGUAUGGAGAAUGCUGAUGAAGCUUCAUCCUCAAAGCCUCAACAUGUUGUGCUUAACCACCUCUUCAUAGAGAAAGGAUGGGCUUCUCAGUCUGUGGUUGCCUUGGGACUUACUCAUAGGUUCCACUCAAAGUAUGUCACCGUCGUCCUCUACAAACCGUUGAACAGGUAGUUAUGAUUGAUUUUUCACGCUGAACUUUGUAAAGGAUCACGAGCUACGGAAUCUUAUUUUAUAGAACUGCUUGCCCAAAGUUUGUUUGCAACAAACACUCUUAAUUCUAAUCAUAUUUCUUCAAUCUGUGAAGAAAUCUUUGUUUUAUAGAACUGCUUGGCCAAAAAGGUUUCAUUACCUUUUCUCUGACU